UGUUGUUAAAUCUCAGCUUACAUUUUAUAAUUUUAAUUCAAGUCUAGAUUACCUCCCAAACAAAUAUGGCUCACUGUUAAUAAUUGUUAUUAACAGUAGAUCUAGUAAAAGAUAAUUAGAAUAUUUUUAGGAGGCUCUUGUGGAUGCCUAGAAACAAAAUGUCGUCAUCUAGAAUAGUUCUUAGUCCAGUGGCUUCUGAUCGUGUUAUCACCAAGUUUUCACCGGCCUAUCACCCUGAUGGAACACCAUAUUCUAAAGUCAACUUUCACCCGAAGGUCAAGGCAGCCUGCUCAGAAAACAGGACUGGACGUGUAGGUCUAAAGAUAACCAAAGCUGUUCUGGUGGGUGACGUCUCAGUGGGCAAGACAAGCCUGGUCAACAGGUUUUGUCAUGAUGUGUUUGACAGGGAAUACAAAGCAACAAUAGGUGUGGACUUUGAAGUGGAGAAGUUUAGUGUUCUCUCCGUACCAAUAACAUUACAGAUAUGGGAUACAGCAGGACAAGAAAGGUUCAAAUGUAUUGCAGCGUCCUACUACAGGGGAGCCCAGAUCGUGAUUGUAACCUUUGACCUGACGGAUGAAGAAAGCUUACAUCACACAACCAAGUGGAUGGAGGAGGCUACCUCUAGUGCUGACAACCCUGUCAAGUUUCUGGUGGGGACCAAGAAAGAUCUGCUGGCCCCAGCAGCCUACACAGAUGUAGAGCAACGUGCCCUCAAGUAUUCCAAGAAAAUGGGGGCUGAGUACUGGGCUACCUCCUCUAAAACUGGUGAAAAUGUGCAAGAUUUUUUCUUCCGUGCCAUGUGCCUGUCAUUUGAUGACACAUUACUCAAGGAGCUGGAGGUGUCAUCUGUGUCAUCCAGACAGAUUGGGACUAUACAGGUGCAGAAGUCUAGCACCGACCUGUUUGAGAAGAAGAAAACAAAUUGCUGCGCAUGACCUGACCAUCCCAGAGUUCCAUUGGUGAAAUAUCUUGUCUGGAAACUUCUCCAACAUAUCAGUUUAUGGUGUGAUGUGUACAUACAGCAAGUAAAGUCAGAUGGUGAUGUGUACAUACAGCAAGUAAAGUCAGAUGGUGAUGUGUACAUACAGCAAGUGAAGGCAUUUUUUUAUUUAGCUCGGGAUGUUCUGUAACUGAUGAACUCUACUUCAUCUGCUCCAUAUGUCUAGAACACAAACGGUAAACGAUGAGAUGAAUGUUGUGUUGUUGGGAGUCAACACUUACUGGGGGUGGGGCACUCAUGUUGUUUGUGGUCAGUACACCUUACAUCUGACCAAUACUUGGUGAACAAAUCCUUCAAGGUUGUGAUAGGUCACUGAUCUACAGUUGUGAUAGGUCACUGACCUACAGUUGUGAUAGGUCACUGACCUACAGUUGUGAUAGAUCACUGACCUACACCUGUGAUAAAUCACUGACCUACAGCUGUAGCUGUGAUUAAGAAUUUUAUUCCAAUUAAAAAUUUUGUUACAAUAGUCAGUAACUUAAAUAGCUUUUAAAGUAAAUGAAAAUAUUUUCUUUAAAUACAUGUUAAAAUUAUAAUGCUGCAAUAACCACACUUCCGCAUUAUCAGAUUUAAAAAAAAAAUUGAAGUUAAAUACUUCAUUUAUUUCUGAAAUACUGGGUCUGUAAUUUAGGUUGAGCUCUCAUUAGAUUAUCUCAUUAAAUUAUUUCAUUAGGUUGUUUCAUCAGAUUAUCUCAUCAGAUUAUCUCAUUAGAUUAUCUCAUCAGAUCAGAAGUGGAAGGUUCAGAUUUGAGAACUAUCAGUGGUUGUGAAUAUUUUAUCCAUGAAUUUUAAUGUUUCUAGAAAAUGUUUGUAUUAUAGCCUAGCCGUCCACAUCUGUGUUAAACACCUAAACCAUUUUUUAACAUUUUUGCUGUAGACCUUAAAGUUUUUAUUUUAGUAUUCAUGUUUCAUUUUUUUCUGGUGAAACUUUAAAAAAAAAUUGUUUUAAGUUAUUGAGAUAAUAAAAGAUACAAGUUAAACAAUUAUCCCAAUUAAAUGUAUCUUUGUUUGGGUACAUGUUUAAUGUGUAGGCCUGUUUAUUUGACCUUACUUUCAACUUUCCCUCCAGUGGACCAUAUUGUUGUGUACACAAAUGUGUCAUGUUUAAAAUUAACCUUUUAUUGCCUUUCAAAUGUUUUGCUAUUGUAUUAGGGUUGAUUUAAGUAAUCAUUCGACACAAACUAGUACUUGAUUGUUUCAUUGUUUACAUUACAAUGUACUUCUGUCAUGCAGACCAGCCUUUUAGUGACAUCUACUUUUAUUCUACCAACUUAAACGAAUCUCUAUUGUUUUUUUUUUGUCAACAUUUGUUGUAGACUUUUUUUUUUCUGGCAUAUUGCCAGAAUAUUUUACAAGCAUGAUUUUACAGUACUUAAAUAUAUAAUAAAACCUUGUUUUUUCUGUGGUUUUGCAGUACUUAAUUAAAUAUAUAAAAAAGCCUUGUCUUUUUCUCUCCUGUCCAUAAAUUUACUUGUUUCCGUCCAUCUUUUAAAAGUAUGACAGAUUAUCUAAUAAGACAAUUUUGAAGUUAAAUGCGUAUUUUGAUUACAUGAAUUUGUUUUUAUAAAAAACUAAGAUUUUAUAUUUUGUCUACUUCUGUCCUUCAUGGAUUUUACUAGUUUAAAAAAUCUGGUUUUAAAGUCAGCAAAGAGUUAUUUCCCUGCCUUUUGCCAGACUUGAUCAAAACAGUGAUAUACCUUGUCAAAUGUUCCUGUACAGUUUUAAAGUUUUAACAUUUGCUAACCUGUCUUUGUGUGCAUA
Physella acuta is the source of this 2764-nucleotide messenger RNA. Its product is annotated as ras-related protein Rab-34. Gene Ontology annotation, molecular function: GTPase activity; GTP binding. NCBI's taxonomy places the organism in Eukaryota, Metazoa, Mollusca, Gastropoda, Physidae. The record is from RefSeq and is a predicted model, not a curated record.